AUGGCGUUGUCGACAGUCAUCUCCUCCAUCUCCUCCAGCAAGCUGAUUCUCCUAUUCCCUUUGAUCCUCUCUGGAUGGGCCAUCUUUGCCUUUCUCCAACACCUCUACAAUGCAUUAUAUGGCCCUCUCUCCAAAAUCCCCGGACCACGACUGCGAGCAUUCACCAUUCUACCACACUUGAAAGCCAUGUGGACCGGCAACGAAGCCGUAGCCGUCGUCGAACUCCACGAGAAAUAUGGCUCGGUGGUACGCCUCGCACCGGAUCUGGUCGCUGUCACGGGAAACGCGCAGACGUGGAAGACGAUUUAUGAAAGCAAAGCCAAUGGCGUUUCUGCAUUUGCGAAAGAUUUGAUCUUUUACGAUGCGCCGCUGAAUGAGGUUCAUGGUCCGUUUGGGAAUGAUGAUCCUAAUAGUCUGCGAAUGAGAAAAGCUAUGGCUCCGGCUUUUAGUGAUUCGGGUUUGAAGCGCUAUGAGACGAGAUUCAAGACUUGGUGUAAUGCUCUCGCUGCGAGGCUGGAUCAGCAUGCUACUGACAAUGUUCCCUCGGAUAUGGUCAAGCUGUUCAACUGCACCACAUUCGAUGUCAUGAGUGACAUGCUCCUCUCCGAGCCCUUGCAUCUCCUCGAAAAGGGCGACUACGUCCCCUUUGUCCGCCUCAUCUUCACCAUCCUCCGCCACGUCACCCGUCUCAAGACGAUCCGUCUCUACAGCCGCCCCAUUGCAAGACGCCUCCAUCUCCUCCUAAUGAGCAUCCCCAGCAUUCGCCAAUUCGCAGAAAAACACCACCGCUUCAUCACCGACCGUGUCCACGAACGCCUCACCAAAUCUCCCGAACAACCCGACAUUUGGAGUCUUGUCACGGCGGAAACUUCCACUGCAGCGCUGAUUUCGGAAGAAGAACGGUAUUCGAUUGCGAAUGAAUUGAUGAUUGCCGGGACCGAAACUAGCGCGACGGUGCUCAGUGGAUGUUUAUAUCAUUUGCUCAAAAAUCCUGCAUGGAUGGCUACGUUGACACGGGAUAUUCGUGACAAGUAUAGUCCCGAGACUCCUGGGGGACCGGAUCGAAUUACUAUGGCGGGUUUGCAGGCGAAUAAACUUCUUGAUGCGGUGAUUAAAGAGGCUAUGAGACUCUACCCCCCCGUCCCCAUCGGUUUCGCCCGCUUCGUCCCACCCAGCGGCACCACCCUCAACGGCUACGACAUCCCCGGCGGCAACCGCGUAGUCAUCUACCACUUGGCAACCUACCGCGACAGCACCCUGUGGACGGACCCAACAGGUUUCCACCCGGAACGUUGGCUCGGCGAUUCCAAAUUUCAAAAUGAUCAUUUGGAGGCUUUUGAGCCUUUUAGUACGGGUCCGAGGGGUUGCUCGGGGAAGAAUUUUGCUUGGAAUGAAAUGCGGUUGAUUUUGGCGACGACUUUGUUGAAUUUUGAUUUGGAGUUGAGGAGGGAGUCAGAGGGGUGGUUGGAUCAGAAGGUUUUUUUGGUUUGGGAGAAGCCGGCGCUGUGGGUGGAUGUUAGGAAGAGGGGGGAUUUUUAG
Sphaerulina musiva SO2202 is the source of this 1539-nucleotide messenger RNA. Its product is annotated as cytochrome P450. The transcript has 3 exons. NCBI's taxonomy places the organism in Eukaryota, Fungi, Ascomycota, Dothideomycetes, Mycosphaerellales, Mycosphaerellaceae. The coding region runs from base 1 to 1539 and encodes 512 amino acids. The record is from RefSeq and is a predicted model, not a curated record. Gene Ontology annotation, molecular function: monooxygenase activity; heme binding; iron ion binding.